AUGAAGACUCGAUCGGCGUCAGUGUCAAAAGUGCAGAAGUCUGAAGACGAGACGAAGACCAAACCCCUCGUUGCCGCCGAGAAACCGAGCAAAACGUUCAUCCUCCCAUCCUCUACCAGCGACAAUGCGCGGCUCCUCUCGCUGCCAGAUCCUCAAUCGGGAGAGCUGAAACGCUACUUUUUCUGUCCAAAUCGUGGCAUUUACGAAUUUACGGUUGUUUCACCACCAGCGCAUCUGGCGCGUAGUAUACUGUUCAUCCCUCGAACGCGCGAAACUGCGAGCCCGUCGGAAGAAGAGAAAAAAGACCCCGAGAAGCUCUCCGCACAGGGCUCAAUUACAAAGAAGGCAGAGUUCCUGAUGGCAACUCCGAUCGAUGCGCUGUUUUUCAUGGUUCCAUUGUUAGCACCUUCUUCAAAAUCGGGCCGUUCUCUAUUCCAGCCAUUUGACGAUAUAAUCGACUCUCACGACGACAUGCCCCACCAUCUGCGCCAAGUUCUUUGUGAUGAUGAAUUUCGGGACUCCCUCCUAGCACGGACAGAAGCUAUAUGUGAAGUGGUUGAGGCUGGUGAUGAGAAGAUGUUCCGAUUCAAUGAGAUGAAACUUGUUCAGGAGUUCGUCGCAAAGGCAGAACGCAUAGCGGAUCGGGGUCUUCCUGCGAGUAUGGAAGAACACUUUGUGCGUCAGGCGCUAGCCACGCCUUUGAUGUCGGUCAAGCGAGAAGAUGUUGCGACUAGCCAAGAACCGUCCAAUGAGAGCCAGGAAGCCUCGAAAUCUGAGGAGAGACAGGAUUCACUCUCGACUGUAGAUACAGCUAUGACCCCAUCUGUUGCGUCUCCCGCAGGGGAAUUGACACCCGUGUCACAGCCACCCAGCGAAGAGUCGACAGCUUCGGAUCAUAUUGCUCGACUCCUCCGAAUUUCAACUGCACUGUCCUUCAUGAAGGAGUCAUAUUUACCCGCUAGUAUGGCCUCUAAGGUAGAUGAGAUCCUUGCUUCUGCAGAGAGCCCUGUCGAUUUCGAGCCACUGAAAGACCGUCUCAAGCAAAUUGCGGACCUUCGUGCUACAGCUCUUGCAUCACGCGACAUGUCCAACUUCAGCCGGAAACGAGACCAUGAUGACGAGGAAGAGGAUACACGGGCCGAGAAGAAACGUCGCAAGGAAGAGGAGGAAAAAAAGUCCAAGGCUGCGCAAUCCCAAGCUGUCAAGAAUCUCAAGAAGGUCAACACAAGCGGCAUGCAGAAGUUGAGCUCAUUCUUCGCCAAGGCCGCACCCAAAAAGAAGACUUGA
Penicillium digitatum Pd1 is the source of this 1287-nucleotide messenger RNA. RefSeq lists its product as uncharacterized. NCBI's taxonomy places the organism in Eukaryota, Fungi, Ascomycota, Eurotiomycetes, Eurotiales, Aspergillaceae. Gene Ontology annotation, cellular component: ribonuclease H2 complex; nucleoplasm. Gene Ontology annotation, biological process: RNA catabolic process. The record is from RefSeq and is a predicted model, not a curated record.